AUGGGAGCUUGUUCAAGUAAUUCUUCUACGCCUGAAGCAAUUAAACUAAAUAUAUUCCUCUAAUCUCUUCUUAAUCAUAAUAAUGAUAAGUAAUUUACUUCUCCUAUUGGUUCAAUUAAGGAUUAACCUUAAUUAUAAGUUGAAAAUUUCAAUUUAUAGAUAUGGAAUCAAUUUGAAGCCUUAAGAUAUGUCAGAGAUGAUUAAAAUUAGUUUUAUAACAUUUUUGUUUUCUUUGCAUUAAAAUAGAUUGUUGAGAAUAAUGAUUAGGAUUUGUUAUAAAAAAUUUGCACAGCAUCCGAAUCAAUAGAGUGGUAGUUAUAUUUAAAAGGAAAAUAAAUUCUAAAAAACUAAAAGUACUUGAAAAAUAAGUUUUUAAUUCUAAUAAAAAAGGUAUUCAAAGAGAAACUUUUUGAAUUAUAUUAUUCUAAUAUGCAAAAUAAUUUUAACUUCUUUGUUUUAUGCAUAAUUUUUAUGCGUAACUGGAUUUUUAGUAUUGCAAAAAUUAAUUAGGAUAAGAUAAAAAAUUAAAAUGAAAAGAUAAAAAUUUUGGAUUGGGAUGUCCAAUUCGAUUUAGCAGAUUCAACAUUAAUAAAAGAUGUAGUUGAAAAUAUGAAUAUGUAAUAGUUAUUUAUAUUAAUAGCCAACUAAACAUAUUUGAUGUGGAAACUUAAUCAUUUGUGAAGUUUGGAACAGCAAAAAGAGAAAAUUUUAUAAUUAAAGGAUAAAGUGAGCUUUAUAUUGGUCUUCCUAAGGGUUUUUUCUAGAAAAGUGGACCUUCUGCCAUUAUUUAUCAAUUAUAUAAGUAAACAAAUUAGGCUAGAAAUGUAGCUGUUGAAUAAUAGAAAUUUGUUAGUGAAGAUUUGAAUUAAUAAGAGUUAAUUUAUGAGUAUUAAAUGAAUCAAGCCAUGUUUUCAUAAAUUAAGUUAAGAGGGUUUAAAAGAGUGAGAGGAGAUGGAAAUUGUUUUUAUACUGCCUUUGUUUAUUAAUAUCUAUUAAUAGUACUAACAAAAUUUGAAGAUUCACAAUUUCAAUAGUUUUUAGAAAUUUUAUAAAAAAUUGAUUUUAAUCUUCUUCAUGAGACAAUUUCACACUUUCCAAAUGAAAUUAGAAAAGAUUUAAAACAAAUAUUUCUCAGUUUUAUUUAUGAAAUUCUUGGAAAGAAAAAUUAGAUAUAAUCAUUUGAAAAUGAGUUUAAAAAUACAAAAAGUAUAUUUUAUGCCUUAUCUAUUAUAUAUGCAAAAAAUCUAAUUCAAUAUUAUUUGGAAAAUAAGUAAAUCAAUUUUUUGAGUAUUUAGUUCUGAGUAUAAAGUUCUUUUGGGUGAAGAAGCAGAGCAAUAAAUUUAAUAAUGGGAACUGGAAACAGAUAAUAUUUAAGUGUUAUUAGUUAUUUUAGCAAAUUGUUUAAAUCUUAAUUUGCACUUCUAUUUUAUAGAUUCGGAUAAUAAGCAGCUUGAUCUACAAAAAUAUUAAAAAGAUUAAGAUAACUUAUCAUUACCUAGAUAGGAUAUUUAUUUACUAUUUAGUCCUGGGCAUUAUUGUAUUGGUUUACCUUUAGAAAAUUUAAAAUGAAUUAAAGCUAUUCUAUUUGUUUUUGUUUAUUAACUUUUUUAUAUGUAAAGUUGUUAUAAAUAAUUAGAAAAAAUGUUUUUAACUCCUGUUUAAAUAUUUCGCAAAGUCUUCUCUAAACAAUCUGACUCCAAUAUAAAAAUAAACGAUGAAAUUUGUGAGAAUGAAUACAAAGAAAAAAUAAAAGAAUUAUUAUUGAUCUUUGAAAACUAAUCAAAUAAAAAGGAUUUAAAUGUUAUCCAAUAAAUCUAUAAUGAGGCUUAUAAAAAUUAAUUUAUUGAUGAAGGAUAGAAAAGAUUUGUAAAAAGUAUAAAAAGUAAUACAGAACUUUAUAAUUAUUAUUCUAUCAGAUAAAUAAAAGAGAAACAUAAAUUAUUAAAACUCUGUAAUAAAUAUAGAGAAGUUAGAGGUGAUGGUAAUUGUUUCUAUACUGCUUUGGGCUUUAGAUUUUUAUAAAUACUCUUGUCUGAAUAAAACUAUUAACAAUUUAUAGAAUUUUUGGGAAAAAUAGAAUUAAUAGAUUUACCAUUUAAUUUAAAUUGCAAAAAUGUUAAAAUUGCACGUGAAAUCCAGAAAAGCUUGAGAAGUGAAUUUUUAUUAAGAUUAUGUAAAAUAAGACUGAUAGAAACAAAGGAGGAAAGACUUAAAAGUUUAUAAAAAUAAUAUAAGUCAAAUGAAUGUAGUGAUGAUAUUGAUGGUUACUUUUUUGGUUUGACAACAAUUUUUUUUCGUAAUGUUUCAUAUCAUGUGGGUUAAAAAAGUGAAUUAGCUGCUCAUAUAUAUGAUAUGGAAAAUCUAUUAAUUUGGGGUGAAGAAUGUAAUAAUAAUGAGAUAAUUAUUAAAGAACUCUCAUAGUUCCUGAGAGUGUAAUAAAUUAAAUUUAAAUAUUAGAAUGAUAGUGUUAGUUUUCAUAGAUAAAGGGAAUGUGAAAAGUGAUGAAUAUUCUAGUGAGCUUCAUUACCAUUAAAUAUUUUUACUAUUUUAACCUGGUCAUUACAAUAUUGGAAUUGAAUGA
Molecule: messenger RNA, 2581 nt
Organism: Paramecium sonneborni
Lineage: Eukaryota; Ciliophora; Oligohymenophorea; Peniculida; Parameciidae
Source: the annotation of a GenBank genome assembly